Messenger RNA from Oncorhynchus tshawytscha (Chinook salmon), 1900 nucleotides. RefSeq names its product insulinoma-associated protein 2-like. Gene Ontology annotation, molecular function: RNA polymerase II cis-regulatory region sequence-specific DNA binding; DNA-binding transcription repressor activity, RNA polymerase II-specific. Gene Ontology annotation, cellular component: transcription repressor complex; nucleus. The transcript has a single exon. Gene Ontology annotation, biological process: neuron differentiation; negative regulation of transcription by RNA polymerase II; regulation of cell cycle process. Lineage: Eukaryota; Metazoa; Chordata; Actinopteri; Salmoniformes; Salmonidae. Bases 132 to 1817 code for a protein of 561 amino acids. The record is from RefSeq and is a predicted model, not a curated record.
GAUGUGACAGAGUCCUCCGUCCCUCUCUCCUGUCAGCAGUCAUCUCGCCCGUGCGCCUUUCAUCUGAAAGGGACCGCGAGCGCUCCUUCACUUCAAAGUGGACACGGGAACCGUUCCAUUCCGGCGUAAAGAUGCCCAGAGGAUUUUUAGUGAAGAGGAGCAAACGCGGCUCAGCGGCUUCUUACAGAACGCGUAACGACGACAACUUAAUGCCAAAAGCGGACCUGCCUGUGAAUGCACCGGAGUGGACAACCGGUGUGCCAACUGCGUGCCCAAUUGUGAAGUUAUCCGAGGACAGUACAUUUGAAGAACCAUGGACCAGUGCCCCGGCUGAAGCGGACCAGGCGCAGCUGCCAGAGAGCGCAGACAAGGUGGAGAUUAGAGAGGACUUUGGGAAAUACCCACCACACCAUCCCCGCACUGAGCCGGACCACGACGGAUCUCCGGGGCGGGCUGACCUCUCCUAUAGCCCGAUAAAACCAGUUGGCGCUGUAGUGGAAAAAUCGUCCCUUGACCGGUGUAUGAGUUCACCAACUGUGACAGAGCCGUACGCAAUGAGCACGCCGGUGUCUUCAAUAGAGAGACUUCUUCUAAAUCACGCGCCCUUUGGACACUCUGAUAUGAAAUUCGACCCACCUGUGCACCUCUACCAGUCUUUCCAUCAUGCUAUGAAACGCACGUACAUGGAGCAGGAGCGCAAGAUCAAGCCAGCAGCCAAGAAGCCUAAAGUAAUCCGGAAACUCAGCUUCGAGGACGAAAUCUCCACCUCACCCGUGCUUGGGCUGAGAAUUAAGAAGGAGACCCCCGAAUUUAAAGCAGCUACCGCAUCUUCUGUUAAUAAGAAACCGCUGGGAGAAUUCAUCUGCCAGCUCUGCAAGGAGGAAUACCCUGACCCGUUCUCCCUCGCGCAACACAAGUGCUCCAGAAUUGUGCGCGUAGAGUACCGCUGUCCCGAGUGCGACAAAGUUUUCAGCUGUCCUGCCAACCUGGCCUCUCAUCGCAGGUGGCAUAAGCCUCGUCCUGUAAACCACAGAGAGGCACAGAGCGCCAAAAAGUCACAGCCGGAGACACGGCUGCAUGAGAGGACUUUCGUGGAAGGGAAAGAGAACGCGAGCGAGUUGAGAGUUAACAAUCAGCACCACGUUUCUCUGGACAGCUCCGCGUGUCAGCGGGCUGUCACCGUGGACAGCUCCCACAGACAAGAGCAGCUGCGCAGGAGGGCACAGGAGAGCCCGCAGCCCUUCGAUUCGCGCUACCGGGACCCAGAUAAAACUAUGGACCUGCACAUCAGAGCGGGUGACAGCCCAGGCAUAAUGCAUUGUCCGGAGACCACCGACGUGGCACUGCCCACCUCUUCCUUCUUAAAGACCUCCGGGACAGUAGAGGAGAUUUACGAAUGUCACUAUUGCAGCAAGAAGUUCCGACGACAAGCCUAUCUGAGGAAACAUCUUGCGGCGCAUGAGACAAUCAAAGCCUCGACCUAUAACCAGAUAGAGAGUGGGCAAAUCACGUUUCCCUGUCACUUGUGCGGUGCCCAUUUCCCAUCCACUGACAUUUGGGACAAGCACAGAGUUUGGCAUGCAAUGAGAGAUGACAUUCUGAUGAAUCCAGGGAAGAUUGCGGGUAGACCAGACUUGGUAAGACCAGAAUUAAUAAGACCAGACCUCACACAGGGAGACCAACAGAUAUUCACCUGUAAGCACUGCCCAUCUACCUUCUUCAGUUCUCCCGGGCUUGCCAGGCAUAUCAACAAGUCUCACCCCACAGAGAUCCGGCAGGUGAUGCUUCUACCGAUGGCAGUCAGACCCGACUGCUAGUAGCCUAGUCUAGGCUGAUGUAGGCAAGUCUAGGCCAGGGUUUCCCAAACUCAGUCCUGGGGUCACGUUUAGUUUAGUUUUGU